Messenger RNA from Myotis brandtii (Brandt's bat), 738 nucleotides. RefSeq names its product keratin, type II cuticular Hb1-like. The record is from RefSeq and is a predicted model, not a curated record. The transcript has 5 exons. The annotation marks the transcript as partial. Lineage: Eukaryota; Metazoa; Chordata; Mammalia; Chiroptera; Vespertilionidae.
GCAGCUCCCAGGACAGUGUUGUUUCUGGGGACCUCUCUGCCGCCUGUACCUGUGGCACCAGAUACAGUGGGAUGGGAGCCUGUAGCAGCAGCUGUAAGAAGGGUUAAGUUGGCAGGGCUUGAAGAAACACCCGAGCCUCCAGCCCUCCCCCUGCACCCAGAGGGUCCCAGCUGGCCCUUAUGCCCAACCCACCCAGGUGCAACCCAGUGGCAGUGUGAGGAGAUAAAGAUGACCAUGCAGAGACACCCGCAGAGCCUGGGGUACAGCAAGGAAGAGCUGAACAGGCUUAACCAGGCCAUCCAGCGGCUGACUGUGGAUCCCGGCGAACUAGAGGGAGCUCUGCAGGAGGAGGGCGCCUCAGGCAGUGCCAAGGGCAAGCUGGCCUGGCUGGAGGCUGCCCUGCAACAGUCCAGGCAGGACAUGGCCCGACAGCUGCGGGAGUACCAGGAGCUCAUGGUCGUCAAGCUGGGCCUGGACUUUGAGAUCGCCACCUACCGCAAGCUGCUGGAGGGCGAGGAGAGAAGGCUUGGCCUGAGACGGGGAGCAGAGAGCCUCACCCUGGACAGUGAUCUCACCUGCCAGCCCGGCUUGGCCCGGGGCCCCGACCGCCUGCUACCUUCAAGAGCAGGAGCGGGCUCCGACACCCUGGAAACGAGCACUCCUGGCUGCAGCGGCUCACUCUGCGGCUCCCCAGGCUGUGUCAAGGAAUUCAGCUGCAGAGACUUCUCCGGACGUUGA